This is a messenger RNA of Stylophora pistillata, 1200 nucleotides long. Its product is annotated as ficolin-2-like. The record is from RefSeq and is a predicted model, not a curated record. NCBI's taxonomy places the organism in Eukaryota, Metazoa, Cnidaria, Anthozoa, Scleractinia, Pocilloporidae.
AUGAACUUUUACAAACUAGAGUCCUCCAAGUACAACGACCUAAUAGAAAAGAACAUCACGAAGUCCUACAAGAAAGCACAACCCGAGACCACACAAGCCAUCCAUAAACAAAACAAAGACAUCGCGACAAAAUUAGAAAUUGACGACAGAGUGGACACUGCAGCUAACAGAGACGAAUUCACAACACUUGAAGACCAUAAGCCAAACUUCACAAACAAACCGACCGGCAGUCUAAUCAGCCCUACGUCAUCCGAGAUAGGCAAAGUCAGCAAAGGCAUCCUCGACCGUAUUAACAGCGACAUCGCAAAAACAUCCAACUUCAACCAAUGGAAAAACACCCCAUCUACAUCGACAAGUGAUAUAAAAACAGCCACAACUGCAGCAAUAAUUGCCACUUGUAACAAUACUAAGGGAUCAUUCAAGUGCUCUUGUAAACCAGGAUUCACUGGUGACCGAAACAAUUGCACAGACAUCGACGAGUGCGCCGAAGAUAUCCACAAUUGUAGCAAGGACAACGCCACUUGUUCUAAUAGCAAGGGAUCGUUCAAUUGCUCCUUUAAUCCUGCUUUCAGAGGCGAUGGAUAUAACUGCACAGUUUAUAAGGACUGUGCUGAGGUGUACAAAAAUAGACAUCAUAUCGAUGAAAUUUAUACAAUUGACCCUGACGGUGAAGGUGCCUUUGAUGUUUUCUGUAACCAAAAAGGAAGCCAAGGGGGAUGGACGGUUUUCCAAAGGAAAAGUAGUGACUCCAUCGAUUUCAAUAGAGACUGGAUUGCCUACAAGAAUGGUUUUGGAAAUCUAUAUGGAGAUUUUUGGCUCGGGUUGGACAAAGUGCAUCGCCUGACGAAAAGUGACAAUUACAAACUUAAUCUUUAUUGGAAAAUGGAAAACUCUGAGGUUCAUCGUUUCCGCUUUGACCACUUCGAAGUCGAGAGCGAGGACACUUGGUAUAAACUGAGGGUGGAGGUGUCAGGAAACGAUUGGGGGCCAUUGAAAGAUUCCAAUGGGCAAACACUUACUACUGGAGAUCAAGAUAGCAAUGGCCAUACAGGGUAUACGUGUGUGAAGAAAUGUGGGAUAGGGUGGUGGUACAAUAGUACUGCAUGCCACUGCCCUCUAGGACAUCCGAGGUCAGCUGAAAAAAGUAAAAUUAUUAUCAGACCAACCAGUUUCACUACACCCCGCCCCUCAAGUGGGUAG